AUGUCCUCAAAGUUAUUCCUCAAGCCUGCCUUGGCUAUUUUGAACAUUGUCACCAAUUCCAAGUCGGCCCUGCUCAACCCUGAUCGCAACCUUGUUCUGAAUAAACUCCUCCGAUGGACCGUCUAUGAUCACUUUUGUGCCGGAACGACUCGUGAGGAGGUGUCGAAGACAGUGGCAGAGAUUAAGAAAAUAGGAUACCAAGGAGUUAUUCUGGGAUAUUCUAAGGAGAUUGUCCUGGAUCCCAAUGAGAAGCUUGCCCACGAUGACGCUGGGUCUGCCACUUAUAGUGAUAAAUGUUACGAAAUGAUUGAAGAAUGGAAGAAGGGAACUCUGGAGACUUUGCGCAUGGUCGGACCCGGUGACUUUCUUGCCGUGAAACUCACGGGCGCCGGCCCAAUUGCGGUGGACUCGAUGGCGGAACGGAAACCUAUCCCUGACUCUAUGGCACAUGCGGUGGAUGAGAUUUGCCUGGCAGCGAAAGACCAAGGAUCAAGACUAUGGUUGGAUGCUGAGCAGCAGGUCCUUCAGCACGGACUGGAUGAUUGGGCGAUUGAUAUCAUGCGGAAACACAACCACUCAGAAACGCCAUUGGUAUACAACACUAUCCAAGGAUACUUGAAAGGAUCCAAAGCAAACGUUGAUCGUCAUAUUACACUGGCAGCGCAGGAAAGAUGGUCACUUGGCAUCAAGCUGGUCCGAGGAGCAUAUAUUGAACAUGAGACACGAUCUCUGAUCCACGAUACGAAGGAGGAUACCGAUCGCUCAUAUGAUUUGAUUGCAGAUACGAUGUUGUGUCGGAUAAUGCCUGAUAAUGCUAAAGACCUCAAAUUUCCCCAUGCAGCGCUCUUCCUGGCAACACACAACGCUGCAAGUGCUGCCAAGGCCAUAGCUACCCAUCAAGCUCGGCUCUUGUCUCGCCAACCUACAGUCCCACUCGAAUGUGGGCAGAUUCAAGGAAUGGCCGAUGAACUCAGCUGUGAACUCGUACAGAACUAUGAAAGGGCACUGAAGGACUCACGCGCUGCCAACGUGUCGGUUCCCAAGGCUUUCAAGUGUAUGGCCUGGGGCUCAGUGGCUGAAUGCAUGCAAUAUCUUCACCGGCGGGCUAUUGAGAAUAAGGGUGCUGUAGAGCGAACGCAGCACAUGGUAACUGCACUGCGACAAGAGCUGAGACGAAGGAUUUUUGGUUGA
This is a messenger RNA of Penicillium subrubescens, 1191 nucleotides long. RefSeq names its product putative proline oxidase Put1. The record is from RefSeq and is a predicted model, not a curated record. Gene Ontology annotation, molecular function: proline dehydrogenase activity; FAD binding. The transcript has 2 exons. The coding region runs from base 1 to 1191 and encodes 396 amino acids. Lineage: Eukaryota; Fungi; Ascomycota; Eurotiomycetes; Eurotiales; Aspergillaceae. Gene Ontology annotation, cellular component: mitochondrion.